AUGGCGGACUUGAACAACCCUGAGCGAACCUCGAGGUCGCGACGCGCUGUCCAGAAUGUACCCGACAAUCCUGAGAUCUCGGCCUUGCCCAGAUCGGCAUCAGCAUCGGAAUUGGCAUCAGCAUCAGCAUCGACGCAGUCUCUUUCAUCCUACCUUGCCACACCUCCAGCCUUCCCCCGUACUCUGCAAGAGCCAAGUCCUCGUCGACUGCACUCAGGGCCGGUGAAAGUGAGAUUGAUCUCAGGUUCAAAUCUCCAGGAGACGCAUGUCCAAGCCGAACAAUCCUCGACGGCAAAGCCAAAACACCAAGCAGCGUCUACCAGUCAGCAGAAGCUUCAUGACCUGCCGUUGACGCCGGAACGAAAGAGAACACUCUCUAAUAGUAUGCCACCGCCAGCAACGCCGGCCAGUGCUUCCAGACCUCAGCCAACCCCGCUGACACCCGUCACGCCGUCGCCAAAGAUGCUGCCCAGCAUGCUGCCACCGGCCACGCCGGUCAAGGCCAUGAGACGUCUUGGACUGGGUGGACAGAAUGGAGAGGAGUCUGCCAGCGACAGUUUCUCCAGUCCCAUCGUCAGAGGUAUACCGCUUUCAGAGAUGCAGGCACCAUUUGCGCCCAUCACGAAUCCUGAACCUGAACCCGAGAAAUUCCAAGUCGGUCAACACGUUUAUCUGCUCGACAGCCGUGGGAACAGUGUUCUCUGUUCGGAUACCAUCAGCCCGGCGAUCAUGCACAUGUCGCAGCUAUGCACUGCCGAACCCAACUCGGUCGGAAAAUACCCAAACCCUCACCAGUUCGACGCGCCCAACGUCUUCAUUAUCGAACGACGCCUCAGAUGGAUUUCAGCAGAUGGCCAGCCUCAGGCUCCAGGCGGCGCGAAAAUCGUGUACAAACUGAUCCCCAAGGAGGGCAAUGGGCGAGAGAGGAUGGUUCCAGUGCGCGAUCUGAUUGUGGAAGUGCGCUUCAUACCUGGUGAUUGGGCAUUUUACCUUAGGGUGGAUGAAGAAGGGAACAAGACAAGAUUGGAGGCAUUGGUGCAGGGGUCCGAAGUGGUCCAGCACAAGAGGACCUACACAAUUCACCUGGCAGUGGCGGGGACUGUGGUGUACCGAGUCCAAGAUGAAGACUUGGAGGAGUACACCCACACCAAUUUCACCGGGCUGCAGUUGGGUUGA
Capronia epimyces CBS 606.96 is the source of this 1176-nucleotide messenger RNA. RefSeq lists its product as uncharacterized. NCBI's taxonomy places the organism in Eukaryota, Fungi, Ascomycota, Eurotiomycetes, Chaetothyriales, Herpotrichiellaceae. The record is from RefSeq and is a predicted model, not a curated record. The transcript has a single exon. The coding region runs from base 1 to 1176 and encodes 391 amino acids.